GUGUGACAGCACGAUUCACAUAAUCCAGCCGUUGGUUGACAAUCGUUUCAAGUCUGUUUUGAUUUAAAGACAUUAAACUUCCGUUUUGAGUCUGACCAAAUCACUUUGCAGCUUGACUCUGUGUUAGCCACAUCUCAGCAAAGUGUUCAACAGCUCAUAAUCAUCAGGUUGACAACCUUCAAUUUGAAUACACUUUUAAAGAACCAAGGUCAGUCAUUGUAGAUAUCGUUACGUUAACGUUAUAUAACAUACAGUGUCUAUCACAGACGUUCGACUCCGGACCUUUUAACGUUACAUCUUACAGCUAAUAGCUAACGUUAACGGUAGCGUUAGCAAAGUAGCCCCAGGUAUGGCGGAGGUUCCCGGGACAUCGAGUGAGACGAUAACGGAGACUGUUGAGACCAGCACACCGCCGCCGCCCCAGCAGGAGGGACGAAGCCUGACAAUCAAGCUGAGGAAGAGGAAGACUGAGAAGAAGGUGGAGUGGUCCAGUGAUACUGUUGACAAUGAGCACCUGGGAAGAAGGUCUUCAAAAUGCUGCUGUAUUUAUGAGAAGCCCCGACAGUUUGGAGAGUCGUCCUCUGAAAGUGAGGGAGACGACGACGACGAAGGGUGCGGCAGUGCUCACUGUAUCCUGGGCCACGGCAGGAGAGACCAUGGACAGAGGGGGGGUGGGGGUACCACUGUGCCCCCAAAUUCUGGAGGGUCACACACCCACUAAUGAGCACUGCAGGCUGAUUGUGGGGUCUGAGGGGUUUCUCACCACGACAAAACUGCACUUUUUUUUUUUUUAAAGUUUAGUUCCAUCACUGAGGUACAGGCAGGCCUGGUGCUGUGUUCCAGUCACGAGUCAGAAAGUCCUAGCUGAUAGAGAAGGGUUACAGCCUGUACUGCUGAAUACUGAAAGACACAGAGCAACAGGGAUUAUUGAAUUAGCCUAAUGGAAAAUUCUGCUCUUCUUUCAAUAGCUAAAAGAGUGUUCAGUAUUGUGCCACCUUAACAUGGAAUGAUAACUACUAAAUUCACAUUUUAAGUGUCUAUUAAUCUCAAAGGAGACAUGAUGAUGAUAAUAAAAUUUAAAGGGCAUUACCAGUCUUUUUGCAUGUUUUAGCCUUUUACUACAAAUCACACAUAGUAUGCAUUAUUACAACACUGCUGAGCAUGUUCCAAGUAAUGUUGUAGGGUGGUAGAAUUUUAAAUACUUUACUAUUUUCCAGGCGCUAGUUUGUUUCAUUUCAUGCAAUGAAAAUUCACUUGUAACUAAAGAUUAUUCUCAGCAUCAAUUAAUCUGCUUAAUAUUUUAUUUUUUUAUCAAAAAUCCUAGAGAUAUUCACUUUACAAAUAUAUGCCACGGUAUAAAUAUAUUGACUCCUAUGACUAAAAUGGUUAUCAAUUUCUUUUUUUUAAUGCAUCAUCAGCCUGCACUUACACCUGCAUUACCACCUAGUGGUAACUAAACUUUUAAACAAUAAAACAACAUGAAUUGUGGAUUACAUUAAAAAAAGCAAUUUUUGGUUCUCUACAAGCAUGAUUUUGAUACCGCCUGGAAGUUAAGACAAAAAAUCAUUCAAAAACUAUAAAAAGCGCAGUAUGCUUUGGUCAGCAGAAAUGUACACAAUAUGUAAUCUGUCAGCUAAAACAUGUAAAAACACCAGUUGCAUACCAAUAUGGUGUAUUUUGUGUAAUGAAAGCAACAUGGAUUAUUGAAUUAGCCUAAUUGAAAAUCUUGUUCCCCUUUCAACACCUAAAAUACAUUCGAUAUUGUUCAAACUGACAUCAUUAGCAUGGAAUGCAUGAAUACAGAUUUUAGGACAUGCUGUACUGAUAACAGAAUUGAUCCUUCCUAGGUCCCGCCCAUUUUUGCUCUACUCCAAUGACAGUUGAGCAAGGCUCGGUCCGAACCUCAGCCAACUUUCUCCUUUUCUGUACUUAGAUAUGCUAUGUGCUAGGCUGAUCUGUGUUGAAUAGACAACCACAUUUUGAAGAUGGUAAAAAGAUGAAAGCAACAUAUAUAGUCACAUUUUAAGUUGGC
This is a messenger RNA of Morone saxatilis (striped sea-bass), 2032 nucleotides long. RefSeq names its product protein phosphatase 1, regulatory (inhibitor) subunit 11 (gene ppp1r11). Gene Ontology annotation, molecular function: protein phosphatase 1 binding; protein serine/threonine phosphatase inhibitor activity. NCBI's taxonomy places the organism in Eukaryota, Metazoa, Chordata, Actinopteri, Moronidae. The transcript has 3 exons. The record is from RefSeq and is a predicted model, not a curated record. The coding region runs from base 350 to 721 and encodes 123 amino acids. Gene Ontology annotation, cellular component: nucleus.